UCUCCACCGCAAAAUUAACCACAGUUGUCCCCACCAACACGGCAAAGUGCAUUCGAAUUCCCAUGAAAAUUUUCUACGUUCCCAUUUUCUUAUAAAUCGUCGUCUCUACGGCAUCCACCCACCACCACUUCCUCACACCUUUCACCACCGGCCAUCACCCAUGGGCGUCAUGGAAACCACCCCCACAGCCUUAGCCCUUUUGGUUCUCAGAAACCUGGUCGCCCCUGCUUUCAUCUACGCUGAUAAAUCCCUCGUUAAUCUUGGAGAAAAGUACAAACUCCUCGAAUUCAUUCGGUAUCUCUUCAUAACCGGUUUUCUCUUCUUCUUGCGUUUACUUCCUUCUUUCUUGGCUUCUUUUAAUCCUAUUCCUGAUCAUAAUCACCUCCUCAAAUCUCCCAAAACUGAAACCUACGCCGUCCACACUCGCCGAAGCGGCGGCGCCGAUUCGGGUAUUGCUCGAGCACUUAUCCAGAUCUUGUCGCUCAUUAAUGAUAUCCCUGUUAGCUCCAGGAAGUAUGAAGUUGUUCGAUCUUUGGCUGAGAAAAUUAUAGAGGAGAAUCAGAGUGGGGAUGCUGAGGCUUUGCGUUUAGUCAACCGUACAAGUUUAUCAGCGGCUUUUGAGAGGACUCUUAGCCAGCUUGAAGCGUCCAUGAUGGAGCUCGGCUAUGAACCGGACGUGAAUUGGCAGGUUCAGAACCAGUUAAACCGGGUUUUAAGAGCGGUUAGGUCUCUAAAAGAUGGGACAUUGGGGGCCUUCGGUGGGAGGACGAGAGAGGGAAUGGAACGGUUAGAGGAGAAGUUGGCGGCGGAGCUGCUUUGGUUGUCGCAGAAGUUGGCUGCCUGCGGUUGCGGGGAGGAAGCUGUUUGUAGGUGGGCCUCGGCUUCCAACUUGGCUUACUUCGCUCUCUCGGCUGAGCCGCGUCUACAGGGUUCAUUGCUAAAGAUUGCAGCAUUUCUGUUCAAGCAAGCCAAAGAAUGGGGAGUAGAAGAAAUAGAAGAAGACAAAAAACAACAACAAAGGCAAGUAAAUAAGAAGAUGCUAAUGGCAUGGUUGCCAUUGUUAUGCAAAGCUUGUAAUGGCACUGAUGUACCUGUUCUCAGCACUAGCGAAAGGGCAGAGCUAGAGAAAAUACUGGAAGAGCUCAUAGAGACAUUGGACCAGGAAGAGGAGCAGGAGCAAGUGUUGUCUUUGUGGCUACAACACUUCACUUAUUCCCCUUCUUCUGAUUGGCCUAAUCUCCAACCAGCUUAUGAUAGCUGGUGCACUAAUGCCCGUAAGCUACUGAUUCUCCAGUGAAAAGCUUGGUUCAAAAUCCUGUGGUAAAAGGCUUCUCCACUUCACAAUGCUUCCUAUUUUUCAUGGAUCAGCCAAGAAUCCUUUUUUUUUUUUUAAUUUUUUUCUUGGAUAUUGUAGUAAUAUAGAUAAAAAAAUUUCACCUUUCUAGUCUGAUUAAAAAUAAAAAUUAUAUAAAUUUUAUGUGUAUAAUUACAAUUAUUUUCAUAGUUAUUUUGUAAUUCAAGAUCUUUAGUUGGUUA
This is a messenger RNA of Hevea brasiliensis (rubber tree), 1536 nucleotides long. RefSeq lists its product as uncharacterized. The record is from RefSeq and is a predicted model, not a curated record. The transcript is spliced from 2 exons. NCBI's taxonomy places the organism in Eukaryota, Viridiplantae, Streptophyta, Magnoliopsida, Malpighiales, Euphorbiaceae. Bases 161 to 1297 code for a protein of 378 amino acids.